Pelobates cultripes (western spadefoot toad) is the source of this 43123-nucleotide messenger RNA. The record is from the annotation of a GenBank genome assembly. Lineage: Eukaryota; Metazoa; Chordata; Amphibia; Anura; Pelobatidae.
CCAUGGAACAGGAAGGUGACAAUGUGCUGCCCCCGGCUAUGCCAAGCCAGGGCACUGUCAAAGCUCCCAUGCACGGUUUUGGCCCCGGCAUUAUGUAGCAGGGCUAACCCAGCGAGCAGCGCCAGCCCCCCGAGCAUCUCUGUCCGGUCUCCUCCUGCAGGGUGACAUGUGCAGCGCCUAGCCGCCACAUCUGCAGCAGGAAACACAGGGGGGGGCGGGGCCUGGUCACGUGACACAGAGCGCAUCCAUCCAGCCGCCGUCCAAUCGGCUGCGGGGAGCUAUGUUCCUGCGACGUGUACGUUGUCAGGUAAAGCCGUAAAGUAGGGCUGCCAAGGCAUCAUUUUGCGACGUUGCCACAGAGGCUGGCAAUGGAUGCGGUUUACGGGGGUGGAUUACUGUGCCUGUGUGUGAGCGGCUGGUUGAUGGCAGUCCUGUCUGACUGCCGCCGGUACCUGCAUUGAACGUUAGAAGCCGCUGUGGGUGCGACAUGGGAUUCUGCAAGAGGCUGCUGGUGACAGGCGGGGCGGGCUUCAUGUAAGUAAGCGGGUGAUGGGCACCAGGCAUGGGUGUAGGAAGUUAUGGGACAGAGUUACUGUGAGAGCAGUCCAGGCUGGGCAGAGUGUGCCUGGCUCAGUCAGUGACUCACAUUAUAUACAUUGCAUUACUAUGGGUGGCCAUCCUGCAAUGUCUGUCUCCCCGUUUACAUGGCUACAGAUGUUUUAAUCUGUUAAAUAGAAAAAAAAUAAAAUAAACAAUGUAGUCGUAACAAUAAUACACUUUAACCCCUAAAGGACGAAGUCUAUAGUGCACGUUCUGAUCAAAACAAAAACUGGAAUUUGCGCUAUAUGUCUGUUCAACCGUAAUUCACCGCUGUCACAUUAAGUGCACCCACACUUAUAUAUCAUUUUGUUCAGGGGAAACAGGGCUUUAAUUUUUCAUUAACUAUUCAUAUAUGAAACAUAAUUUAUUAUGAAUAAAAUAAAAAUGAAAAACUGCGAAAAAAAAUAAAAUAAUAAUUGUAGUUCCGCCUGACAUUUUAGCUGUAAAUGUCACAAUACUGUUAGCUUUAACUGCAAAAAAGGACAUAUUUGGAUUCAGCAAAAUCUCACGAGUACAACAGUAUCCACCAUUAACAGUUUUUAAGGUGUUUUGGAAAGAGACCGGGUAAAAUAUAGCACAUUCCAUAUUUUAGUUUUUUCACAUUGAAAUUUGCCAGAUAAAUGUUACCUUUGAGACCAAGAAUAUUAAUCUAGACCAAUUUCUUUUAGUUUGAAGACUAACCUAUUGUGAGGAACCGUAUCAAAUGCCUUGGCAAAGUCCAAGUAGAUCACAUCCACUGCAACACCCUGAUCCAUACUUCUACUUACUUCUUCGUAGAAUGCAAUUAGGUUAGUUUGACAUGACCUAUGUUUCAUAAAACCAUGCUGAUUAUUGCUAAUAACAAAGUUCUUCCCAAUGAAUUCCUGAAUAUUAUCCCUUAAUAGCCCUUCAAAUAUUUUCCCAGUUACAGAAGUUAAGCUCACAGGUCUAUAAUUUCCAGGCAAGGAUUUUGAACCCUUUUUAAAUAUAGGAACAACAUCUGCCUUCCUCCAAUCCUCCGGUACAACACCUGAAACAAAAGAAUCUUGAAAAAUUAAAUACAGAGGUUCACUUAUUUCCCCACUUAGCUCCUUAAGUACUCGUGGGUGAAUACCGUCAGGCCCCGGAGCUUUAUUUACAUUAAUUUUCUUUUAAUAGCUGUAGCACCUUGUCUCGAGUUAUCCAAUCACAAGUUAUUUGUAAGUUUUUUGCAGCAAACAUUUGCAUAUCUCUUGCCAUAGGAUCCUCAUUAAUAUAUACUGAAGAAAAAUAGUUAUUUAAAAUUUCUGCUUUUUCCUGGUCUUCAUUAGCUAAUAAACCCAACUCUGUUUCAAGUGUUACCUACACUUUCAUUUUUUGUUUUUUUAGAAUUGAUGUACUUGAAAAAAAUUUUGGGGUUGCUUUUGCAUUCUUUUGCUAUCAAUUUCUCAUUUUCUAGUUUGGCGACUUUAAUUGGCUUCCUUAUAUCUUAAAUUGGAUGCCUUUGAUUUGUCUGAUUUAAAUGCUUUAAAUGCCCUUUCUUAUUUUUAAUCUCUUGUUUUACUUCUCUACUAAGCCACAUUGGUUUUAAUUUGUUUCUUUUAUAUUUAUUACCCAAUGGUACAUAUUGAGAAAUGUACCUUUCUAAUAUAUGUUUGAAUAGUUUCCAUUUAUCCUCAGUGUUUUUAUCACUUAAGGAGUUUAUGCCAGUCGAUAUGUUGUAGAGCUGCCCUAAUCUUAUUGAAAUUGGCUUUUUUAAAGUUAUAUGUUUUAGUAUACCCCACCUACUUUUGCUUUUUUGAGUUUAUUUCAAAAUUUACCAUAUUGUGAUCACUAUUCCCCAAAUGCUCCUCUACUUGAAUGUUGGUUAAGAGAUCAACAUUGUUUGUUAUGACAAGAUCCAGACAAGCAUCCUUUCUAGUUGGUGCUUGUACCAGUUGUGACAUAAAGGUGUCAUUUAACACAUUCAAAAACCUGAUUCCCCUUGCUGAAGUACUAGUCCCUCUUUCCCAAUUUAAGUCUAGAGAAUUAAAAUCUCCAAUAAUUAACGUGUUACCUCGAUUUGCAGCUUUCUCAAUUUGCUCUAACAGCUGUUCUUCCUCAUUAAUAUUUACAUUAGGUGGUUUAUAACAUAUCCCAACCAAUAAUUGAUUUCCAUUUGUUUGCCCCAACAGAUAUCUACCCAUAAAGCCUCCACCUUUUCCUCGUCACACUCCACAUGCCUAAGAUUUGACUUUAACUCAUGGUUGACAUAUAAACAUACCCCACCACCCUUCUUGUUUUUCCUAUCCUUCCUAAAUAACGUGUACCCAUUUAACUUAACUGCCCAGUCAUGUGUCUCAUCCCACCAUGUUUCUGUUAUGCCUAUUAUAUCAUAUUGUUUAUUGUAUGCUAUUGCCUCUAGUUCCCCCAUUUUGUUAUAUAGGCUCCUUGCAUUAGUAAGCAUACAUUUAAUAUUAUCAUGAGUCUUUUGUACUUUUUGUGAAUUAUCAAUAUUACAUACCUCCUCUGUUCUGAGUUUUCCCCUCCCCCCAUCUCCACCCCCUUUGUUCUGAGCUAAAGCCCAUCUCCUUUCCAUCCUAUCUCCAUUUUCUAGAUUGCUUUGACCCUCCCCCCCUACCACUAGUUUAAAAUCUCCUCCAACCUUCUAGCCAUCCUAUCCCCCAGCACAGCAGACCCUCUUCCGUUUAGGUGCAAUCCAUCAUGACUAUACAGGUUGUACCCAAGCGCAAAAUCGGCCCAGUGCUCUAAAAACCCAAAACCCUCUUUCCUGCACCAAGACUUUAGCCACGCAUUGACCUCUCUAAUCUCCCGCUGCCUUUCUGCUGUAGCGCGUGGCACACGUAAUAUUUCUGAAAAAAUUACCUUGGAGGUCCUUUUCUUAAGCUUGCUUCCUAGUUCCCUGAACUCAUUCUUUAGGACCUUCCAUUUUCCUCUGACUUUGUCAUUGGUACCAAUAUGGGCCAUGACAGCUGGGUCAUCUCCAGCCCCUCCCAAUAAUCCCUCCACUCUGUCGGCAACAUGCCAGACCCGAGCACCCGGGAGAUAGCAAACUGUCCGGUUGAGUCGAUCAGAGCGGCAGAUUACCCUAUCUACUCUCUUAAUAAUAGAGUCCCCUACCACCACAACCUGUCUAGACUUCCUUACCCUCUCAACCCAACCCAUACUAGAGGGGCUGUUUCCACGGCUGUUAGCAGGAACAGCUUCCUGCAGUACAGCUACUCCUGAGCCUAUGCUCCCAACAUCUUCACUCAAACGGGCAAAUCUGUUAGGCUGCAUGAGAUCAGGACUAGCUAAACCUUUUCUCUUCCCUCCCCCCCUGCUUCCUCGACCCACUGUCACCCAGCUACGUGCCUGUUCCCCAUCUGUUUUAUCUCCUCCCUCUCCACUACCUGUCCCCACUAAACUCUGCUCAGUGAGCAGCAGACUCCUCUCAAGAUUGUCAAUCUCCCUCAGUGUUACAAUUUGCCUCUCCAGAUCUCUAAUCUGAGCUUCCAGAAAUGCCACUCGCUCACACCCACCACAGAGGUAUGGACCCUGGACAGAAUCAUCCAGGCAUGCAUACAUGCGGCAUGAUGUGCACUGAGUUAAAUUUGCAAUCUUGCUAGCACUCAUCCCCAGUAACAAAAAACACAAGUGAGCAAAAACAAUAUUAACCCUCUUGGUUUAAACUCCCUUGUAGUUUCAACUCCUGUUGUUUUAACUCCUACUUGAAAGAGCCUACUUUCAAGCAAACUCCAGUGAGCAAGCUCUGUGAGUCAGUAGUGGGUUUAUAUUGGCAAUACAAAUCCCACACAGGUGGAAAUUAAGGGGCACUCCCCCUUAUUAGCUCAGCAGCAGCACCCACAAGGAGGGGGGAAUAGAAACAACAAGAGAGGGGAAAGAGAAAAAAAAAAAAGAACAAAGUUUAAAUAUAUCCAAAGAGAGAGAAAUUUUAUAUAUAUAUAUAUAUAUAUAUAUAUAUAUAUAUAUAUAUAUAUAUAUAUAUAUAUAUAUAUAUAUAUAUAUAUAUAUAUAUAUAUAUAUUAAAAAGGGAAAAAAGUUACAAAAUAUUAAAAUAAAUCAAAACAGUAAGGAGAAAUAAUCUUUUUUUAGAAAGGGUAAAAGUAAAAACAAAAAAACCCCACAAAAUACAAAAAAAAACCCCUAAAAUUUAAACUUGCUUUUCUUUUCCGCUUGGUAUUAACUAAUACCGUCCACCAGUUCACCAACAAACUCCUGUUGUUUUAACUCCUAAUUAAGACUACUUUAAAUAGCCUACUUUCAAGCAAACUCUCAAGCAAACUCCACAUGUUUUUAUUGAACACACCAUGUAAACAUUCACAGUGCAGGUGGAAAAAGUAUGUAAACCCCUAGACUAAUGACAUCUCCAAGAGCUAAUUAGAGGGAGAUGUCAGCCAACUGGAGUCCAAUCAAUGAGAUGAAAUUGGAGGUGUUGUUUACAGCUGCCCUCUCCUAUAAAAACACACACCAGUUCUGGGUUUGCUUUUCACAACAAGCACUGCCUGAUGUGAAUGAUGCCUUGCACAAAAGAGCUCUCAGAAGACCUACAAUUAAGAAUUGUUGACUUGCAUAAAGCUGGAACGGGUUAUAAAAGUAUCCCCAAAAGCCUUGCUGUCCAUCAGUCCACAGUAAGACAAAUUGUCUAUAAAUGGAGAAAGUUCAGCACUGCUUCUACUCUCCCUAGGAGUGGCCGUCCUGUAAAGAUGACUGCAAGAGCACAGCGCAGACUGCUCAAUGAGGUGAAGAAGAAUCCUAGAGUGUCAGCUAAAGACUUACAAAAGUAACUGGCAAAUGCUAACAUCCCUGUUAGCGAAUCUACAAUACGUAAAACACUAAACAAGAAUGGAUACCACAGAGGAAGCCACUGCUGUCCAAACAAAACAUUGCUGCACGUUUACAGUUUGCACAAGAGCACCUGGAUUUUACACAGCAGUACUGGCAAAAUAUUCUGUGGACAGAUGAAACCAAAGUUGAGUUGUUUGGAAGAAACACACAACACUAUGUGUGGCGAAAAAAAAGGUACAGCACGCCAACAUCAAAACCUCAUCCCAACUGUGAAGUAUGGUGGUGGGGGCAUCAUGGUUUGGGGCUUCUUUGCUGCGUCAGGGCCUGGACGGAUUGCUAUCAUCUAAGGAAAAAUGAAUUCCCAAGUUUAUCAAGACUUUUUGCAGGAGAAUUUAAGGCCAUCUGUCUACCAACUGAAGCUCAACAGAAGAUGGGUGUUGCAACAGGACAAUGACCCAAAGCAUAGAAGUAAAUCAACGACAGAAUGGCUUAAACAGAAGAAAAUACACCUUCUGAAGUGGCCCAGUCAGAAUCCUGACCUCAACCCGAUUGAGAUGCUGUGGCAUGACCUCAAGAAAGCGAUUCACACUAGACAUCCCAAGAAUUUUGCUGAACUGAAACAGUUCUGUAAAGAGGAAUGGUCAAGAAUUACUCCUGACCUUUGUGCACGUCUGAUCUGCAACUACAGGAAACGUUUGGUUGAAGUUAUUGCUGCCAAAGGAGGUUCAACCAGUUAUUAAAUCCAAGGGUUCACAUACUUUUUCCACCUGCACUGUGAAUGUUUACAUGGUGUGUUCAAUAAAAACAUGGCAACAUUUCAUUCUUUGUGUGUUAUUAGUUUAAGCAGACUGUGAUUGUCUAUUGUAGUGACUUAGAUGAUGAUCAGAUCACAUUUUAUGACCAAUUUGUGCAGAAAUCCAUAUCAUUCCAAAGGGUUCACAUACUACUACCUUAACCCCUUAAGGACCAAACUUCUGGAAUAAAAGGGAAUCAUGACCUGUCACACAUGUCAUGUGUCCUUAAGGGGUUAAAGGACCACUCUAGGCACCCAGACCACUUCAGCUUAGUGAAGUGGUGUGGGUACCUGGUCCUUCUAGGGUUAACCCAUUUUUUUCAUAAACAUAGCAGUUUCAGAGAAACUGCUAUGUUUAUGAAUGGGUUAAGCCUUCCCCUAUUUCCUCUAGUGGCCGUCUCAUUGACAGCCACUAGAGGCGCUUGCGUGCUUCUCACUGUGAUUUUUCACAGUGAGAGCACGCCAGCGUCCAUAGGAAAGCAUUAUGAAUGCUUUCCUAUGUGACCGGCUGAAUGCGUGCACAGCUCUUGCCGCGCGUGCGCAUACAGCCGACGGGAGGAGAAGAGGAGGAUCGGAGGAGGAGAGCUCUCCGCCCAGCGGUGGAAAAAGGUAAGUUUUACCCCUUUCCAGAGCCGGGCGGGAGGGGGUCCCUGAGGGUGGGGGCACCCUCAGGGCACUAUAGUGCCAGGAAAACGAGUAUGUUUUCCUGGCACUAUAGUGGUCCUUUAAGGACGGAGCCAAAUGUACACGUUGUGAACGAAACAAAAUGUAAACAAAACCUGGCAUUUGUGCUACAUGUCUGUCCAACCGUAAUUCAUCUCUUUCAUAUUAAAUGCACCCACCCUUAUUAUAUAUCAUUUUAUUCAGGGGAAACCGGGCUUUCAUUUAAUAUAAAAUAUUUAGCUAUGAAACAUAACUUAAUAUGAAAAAAAUGGGAGAAAAUACGUUUUUUUUUUUUUUUAGUUCUACAUGACAAUUUAACGGUCAAUGUCAUAACACUGUUUGCUUUUACUGCAAUAAAAUACACAUAUUUGUAUUCAGCAAAGUCUCACGUGUAAAACAGUUUUCCCUAUGUACAGGUUUUAUGGCGUUUUGGGAAGUUACAGGGUCAAAUAUAGCACCUUACAUUUGAAAUUCGCCAGAUUGGUUACGUUGCCUUUGGAACUUUAUAGUAGCCCAGGAAUGAAAUUUACACCCAUAAUGGCAUACCAUUUGCAAUAGUAGACAACCCAAGGUAUUGCAAAUGGGGUAUGUCCAGUCUUUUUUAGUAGCCAUUUGGUCACAAACACUGGCCAAAGUUAGCGUUAGUAUUUGUUUGUGUGAAAAAUGCAAAAAAUGCCAAUUUUGUGGCCAAUUUUGGCUACUAAAAAAGACUGGACUUGCAAUACCUUGGGUUGUCUACUAUUGCAAAUGGUAUGCCAUCAUAGGGGUCAUUUUCAUUCUUGGGCUACCAUAGGGUCUCAAAGGCACCGUAACCAAUCUGGCGAAUUUUAUGUGAAAAAAAUGAAUGCAAGCCUUAUAUUUGACGCUGUAACUCUUGAAAACACCAUAAAACCUGUACAUGAGGGGUACUGUUAUACUCGGAGACUUCGCUGAACACAAAUAUUUGUGUUUCAAAACAGUAAAAAGUAUCACAGCAAUAAUAUCGUCUGUGUAAGUGCUGUUUGUACAUGAAAAAGGCAAAAAACUUAAAUUUUACUGGCGAUAUCAUCGUUGUAAUACACUUUACUGUUUUGAAACCCUAAUAUUUGUGUUCAGCGAAGUCUCCCGAAUAGAACAGUACCCCCCCAUGUACAGGUUUUAUGGUGUCUUGGAAGGUUAUAGGGUUAAAUAUAGUGCUAGCAAAUUAAAUUCCCUUUACUUUCGGCAUGGGUUGUCAGGCAGGUCCCGCUAAUUGUAAUUAAUGAAGAUACCUAAUUAUGUAAAGAUAUUACAUAAAUAUAUAUGUAGAAUUAAUAUGUGUGUGUGUGUGUGUGUGUGUGUCUGUUUUUUCUGUGUGUGUAUAUAUAAUUUUUUUAUUUAUAUAUAGGUGUGUGUAUAUGUAUAUAUAUUUUGUUCUACGUGUAUUUUGAUAUAUAUUAAUAUCACAAUACAGUUAGAAUGAAAUAACUCACAUCUAUAUAUUUUUUUAAUUAUUUUUGAAUUUUAUUUUUUAACAUAUUUAAUUAUUUUAUAUUAAUUAUAUAUAUAUAUAUAUAUAUAUAUAUAUAUUUAAUCAGUAUCAGUCUACGUGUAAUUUGAUAUUAAAAUAUAUAUAUAUAUUAAUAGUAAUAUACACCUAGACAGUGUGUGUGUGUGUGUGUGUGUGUGUGUAUGUAUAUGUAUAUAUAUGUGUAUAUAUAUAUAUAUAUAUAUAUAUAUAUAUAUAUAAUAUAUAUUUUUUUUUUUUUUACACUUAAUUUAUUUUUAUUUUCAGCCAGCAGGGGGACCACCUGUAAUUACAGGCAGCCCUCCUUGCUGGCAAUGCAGGAGGCAGCUAACCCGGCCAUGUAAUUGUGAGGUCCUCGCAAGGACCUCACCCUCACAUGGCCGGGGGGGUUGCCAGGGGGUCGGACGUGCCGCGGGGGGCUCCCUGGGAGUCCCCCCAACCACGAUCGCCAGCGACCGGGUAAGUAUAGAAAGACCGGAGGGCGUACUAUUACGCCUGGCGGCGUGUAGAGCCGCCUAAAAUAGGGCGUAAUAGUACGCCCUCCGGUCUUAAGGGGUUAAUGUUAUUAUAAUUCCCUGUAUGUUUUCUGACAUGUUUUUGAUAUUUGUAUUUUAUUAAGUUUGUCACAGCAAGGUUGAGGUAAUGAACAUAUGGGCUAGUCCUGAGUAAAAUAAUGUUUUGUUAGUUCUAUUUGGAACUUGUGUCCCGUGUGGAUUUUUGGGAAUCCCAGUGACAGUCUUUGGACCUGUUGGCUGGCUGCACGAUCCGAUCACUCUAGCUUUGGGAUAAAUCAAGUGAGCUAGGCUUGAAAGCAGCAAUUCCCUUUGUAAAGGCAGUAACUUUAACCACUGGAAGCAGAGCUGCAGUGGAAUCGGCAGAGGACGAUACCUGCCUGGAAGGAGAGCUUUGACCACAGGAAGCAACGCGAGACUCCAGCCAAGCUUCAGUGGCUGAAGUGCUGAUGGUGUUCCGGCAAUCGCUAGGAAGCGUGUUUGGCGGAGUCGAGGUGGUCUGCCACAAUGACAUUUUAAGAACAUAUCUCUCUGAAUAUAUACUGAUCAAUGCAACAUGAAUGUAAAAGCAAGCUAGCAAGUCACCAGCUACUCUAUAUAGAUACGUGACACUAGCACUAAAAUAUCUUAACCAUCACUGAAAAUGUCUAUGCCACAAAAAGUGUCUUCUCUACCAAAAAAAACAAAGACAAAAAGAUACUUAAGGGAACACUUCACUGACCAAAUGGGCAAAAUAUGAAAAAAGCCUUCAUGCAUGUAUCCAUUGUGGUAUGUCUUAAAAGAUCUUGCAAAAGCUGCGUUUCAUAUGAACUGCAGCCUCUACCUACGCUCCCUUUUCUUUCCUGGAAGAGACUUUCAGUCUCUUUAUGGGGAAAAGGCCAAUCAAAGGCUUGUCAUCGAAAAGCCACUGAAUGUCUCCCUCCAUGCACGUGCCUGCUGGCCACCUACAGCACUCUGCUCUAAGGUAUGAAGGAGGGGGCACACGCGCUCAAGUAGAGCAUGCCUGCCACAUCUAGUACUUCAAGGGAGCUAAUGGAAGCAGGAAGAAACCCAUGACUGUUUGUCAGGCAGUUGCUGUUUCAUUACAGUAUAUACUCGAGUAUAAGUCUAGUUUUUCAGCACAUUUUUUGUGCUUAAAAACACCCACUCGACUUAUACUCGAGUCACUGUCUGUAUUAUGGCAACUUAGAGAGCCGUGGCCGUCAGAGCCGUGGCAACGAUCCCCGCGGCAACCAGACCGCGAGGCUUACAGUGGAGCUGACCGGAACGGAGGAGAAGGGAGCUGACAGGAGCUGCAGGAAAGGUAAGUAAAUGCUUCCUGCCGGCCUCCCCACUUCAGAGCCCAUGCCACUGGACCACCAGGGAUUAAGAUAGCCCCCCUCCCUGACAGGUUAACAAGCAGGGAGGGGGGACAAAAAAAAAAAUUCAAAUAAUUAAAAAAAAAUAAUAUUAAAAUAAAAAAAUUCAAAUAAUAAAAAUGCCCUCCCCCCACCCAGUUCACACACACUACACAAACACACACUCUUCAUUAUAUACACACUCUGCAUUAUAUACACAGAGUCUGUGUAUAUAAUGCAGAGUGUGUGUUUGUAUGAGUGUGUGUGUGUAUAUAAUGCAGAAUGUGUGUUUGUAUGAGUGUGUGUGUAUAUAAUGCAGAGUGUGUGUUUGUAUGAGUGUGUGUGUAUAUAAUUAUAAAAAUCACAGAAUUUCAUAGCCCCAAGUUUUACCCUCGACUUAUCCACGAGGCAUAGCAUAUUUCACAAUUGUUGGUCACAAAACUGCACUCGACUUAUACAUGAGAUCGACUUAUACACGAGUAUAUACGGUAAUUAUUUAUUAAAAUGCCUAUUUCUCAAUGAAAUCUGCACUUUUAUGAACCGUAUUUCUAAUGUGACACUCCUCACCAAUAAAGCACUUCAACAAGGUGAAGUGAUUUAUUGGUGUAGAGUGGUCCUUUAAACAGUAUGGCUCAGUGUCAGGUGUUUUUAAUUUAAUGGAAGUAACACAUUUCAAAUAGAAAAAUAUCAAGACAAGACCAUACAUAGUGUAACGGUGUGAUCUAAAAAAAAAAAAAAAACCUCAAUCAUUUUACAAUUUGGGAGGGGGCUGUUGAUUACUUAAAUACAUUUUUGGAUUACCUCAGUCUUAAGGAGAAGGUAUUCAAAUUGGACUUCUUGCAGAGCCAAGAUAAUGUCAAUGUUUUGCAUUUGACUUUCUAUUAAUUGUCAGGUUAAACUAAACUCACUUUUGAGCCUGUAAACACAAGUUUUAAAGGCCGCAGGCCUGUAUUUAUGGGAGGAGUUAGAUUUCCUAUAAAACCCUAUACCCCUCUUCUUACCUUUGCCCUGGCGAUCAGUUCACCCAUUUCCUCGGUGACCUGCCUUUCUGGUUCCGGCCUCAGUUUGAAGCUCCCGUCUGAAGCGUUCUCAGAGUUCAUCACUACAUGUUUUACACGAAAUUUCAGACACAUUGCCUCUCGCUCAAACGACACAAAUGGAUCUUCAGGUAGCAAGCGAGGAUAGCAGCGUUUGGGCUAUUCCAUCGUUCUGGCAUUACACAAGGUUACUCUCCCUACAUGUGUUCGGCCAGAAAACCGUGCGUGCGAUUUCAGUUCUUUUGUAUUACAUUCACUGUUCAUGGUCCAUUUGUCUAAUAGCUACCUUUUCUUAUAUACCUUGUUAAUUUGUUCCUAUUUCAUGCUUGUUAUGCUUGUUUCGUAUGGAAGGGAUAUUGUUAAUUAGAAUUUUGGUAAUUACAACAAUUGUGUGUAAUCUAGUGGACAGUCAUUCGGAAGUUUUUUCCCCUAAAUAUUUCAGAAAAGUUUAGAUAUUAGACACAAUUAGGUUAAGAAACCUUAUGGGCUACCAACUAUAGUGGAUUUUUCACAUGUCAGGAGCAGUGUAAUUAUUCAACUUUGUAUGUUAUUCUUCGUAGUUAUAAGGUGUCCUAAUUUAAUUUACGUUCAUUAGAACUACAUAGUCGUUAUUAGAAUAAUUAUGUUUUGUUAUGAUGUUCAUACACUUAGAGGGGGUUUACUUUCAUGGCUUAUGUAUGUCACUUUUCUAUGCAUUUCUUCAGGCAUUUUCAAGGAUAUACAACCAAUUGUUGGCUUACAUGUGAUGCCUUAAUUUCAAAUAUCCCGAAGGUCAACUACCCUGUAAGCUUGUAUUGCCUGUUUGCUCCUGCUUUCCAGCAAGAUACUUAAAAUUUAAGUUUCUCUCUCUACAAUAUGCCUCAACACAUCCACGCUAUGUCCAUAAGAAGGGGUAAUGGGGAACAGGGCUUUAUUCCCACCUUGCCUCGUUAGGCCACAGUAUUACUCGACCAAUCAGUUAUACUAUCUUAUCUAAACUUUCAUUAUCUGAUAGUAUACAAUUUUAUUCUAUGUCUACUGUUCUAUUGGUCUCGGGUUUAGUCACAGAUACACUUUUUUUUUUUUUUUAAAUUUUUUUAAAACCAUAAAUAUUCUGAAUAAAUCAUUUUCAAAAGUUACUGAAUAAACCACUUCAGUGCUUAAAAUAAUUAUAAUCAUUACUUUCACUUUAAUUGCCUGUAGCUGGCAUACCAAACCAAAAGCUCAUCCUGAAAUAUGAGCAGUCCCUAUGGAUUACCUGUACUAGCAAAUAAUUUCUGAUGGGAGCAUUACUGAUAGACAGAAUGAAGUUACGCAAUUUAAUAUAGCGCUGAUAACAUUGUAUGAUAUAUGGGAAGUUGAGGUUAUCUCAACUAAAUAUUGCGUGUACAUACGAUUUUAUUUCUGAAGUAUUAGCGGUUGGGAACUUUGGGUCACUAGAUCGACGUAGUAAGUAAACCAAGCUGUUAUUUUGGUUAUGUUCCUUAGGGCAACAUAGUGUCUCAACAGUGAUACUUAUUGACACUGAAUUAAAUACGUUUUGAGAAGUGCGAUGUGGUCAUGGCUUUAGAACAAAAUACAUUUUGUUUUCUACCCUUUUGCAGCCUUUUUGUGUACUUUAUUUUGUUUUUUCAAAAUUGAACAUUCUCUCGUGAUAGAGGUGACCUUUUGUAACUACAAAGCUUAAUAGCAUCUUGUGAGGGUCUUGUGCCCUGAUAAAUAACUUUUUUUUUUUAUUUUUUUUUUGAAACCCUGGAAGCAAUUUCACUUCCUCUGAUUUUUAAAGUGCUGAUAUGUGUCUGUGAAUUAAAGGGAAACUAUGGUGAUGACCCUUACUUUUUGAUACAUUAGGCGGAUAAUGUAUGCAAACAAUAUUAAAGGGACACUAUUGUCACCAAAACAAGUUUAGCUUAAUGAAGCAGUUUUUUUUGUGUAUAGAUCAUGCCUCUGAAGUCUCCCUGCUCAAUGCUCUGCCAUUUAGGAGUUAAAUCACUUUUGUUUCUGUCUAUUGAUACAGCCUGCAUUUAAAAAAAAGUUUCAUUUUCAAUCAAAUGUUUUGUGUAUCCUGCUCUGUAAAUUGAACUUUAAUUACAUACAGAAGGCUCUUGCAGGGUCCAUCAAGCUAUUAACAGAACAGGAGAUGUGCAAUUCUAAAUUAAACAGAAUUUGCAAUAAAGGAUGUGUAAUUAUUAUAUAACUCUACAGAAAGUGUUUAGGAAGUCUGUGUAAGUCACAUGCAGGGAGGUGUGAUUUUAAAACUGUAUAAAGUUUGUUUUGGUGCUUUCCGUAUCCCAACCUUUUGUGUGUCUCUCCCUACCCCCCACCCUUUCCCUCUGUAUGCCUCAUUUUCCUCUUUCUCUAUGUGUCUCUUCCCUCCCCAGCCCUUCUGUAUGUCUUUUUGUCCCUCCACAGCCCCUUUGUGUGUCUUCCCCUACCCCAUUUGUGUCCCCUGCUCCUGUGCCAUUCUUUUGCCUCUUUCCCCUCCUGUGCCCUUCUUUUUGCCUCCCUCCCCGUGCUUGCUCCACCACUCCUCUCUCCAUGUAGCGUGGCUGAGCAGGUGAUCUAUAGCGGAGGAGUCUCUGUUUUCUGUACCCUGUCUAGCAGUGCAUUUCCUGUCAGACCAGGUAGAAGAUACAGAAGCUACUCUAUCGUGGCCGGCCUGCUUGGCAACACUACAUGCAGUGAACUGCAGGAGUGGAACGCUGUGCAAUGCGCUCCCCUUCCGUCGUAUCAGUUUAUGCACACCAUGACCAGACACCUCACUCGCGGUACACACCGCAGCCGACACACUAACAUGUCACGGCACACGGUUUGGAAAGCUCUGCUAGUGUAAAGACAAGCUUGGAGUCUGCCAUGUACAGUCCUUGCUAAUAAUGCUAAAAAGAAAAUUUGAGAAAAGUUGGAAAGCUGUAUAAUUGUAUUUUUGUAGACCACACACCAUGAAACAAUUCUGUUCCUCACUAUGAAUGGAAAUUUUCUGUAAACUGCUAUACUGUGGCUGCUAUGAAUUUGCCCACAGUUAUUUUAGCAUUGGGCAUAGCUAUAGACAAUACGUGUUGUUGUUGUUUAUUUUAUAUUUUAUUUUUUCCCCUCUCGCCCUCACUCACUCAUUACUGCAUCAUCCUUAGUUAACUCAGGAGCGCUUGUGUUUUUUUUUUUUUUUUGAUGGCUUUUAAAAGCCCCUUCAACAACGAACCACAUUUUGUCUCAUAAAUCCACUUUAUUACAUGGACCUCCAUAGCAAGCCAGUAGCCAACCUCAUGCCGAUCAGUUGCAUUAACAACGAAACCGCUGUCCAUGAGUGGUUAACUGGCUUUGCGCCUCUUCUUGAGUUGUGUUUUAAAGCUAUUGUAUACAGCAGACACAUAGUCCAAUGAAUCCGUGUAUAAAGUGGAAUUAUCAGUCUCAUUUGCACACGCCUACCCAAUAUCCCUUGCAGUAGUGAGAGCACUGUUAAAGUGAGAUUUCUGUGGGAAAAACAAGUCUUAUGGCUUGACUGGUGUGUGUAUUUGUGUUUAGGAAUGUGUAAACUGUGUAUGUAUGUAAUAUAUAAUCACUCACAAGGUGUAUUGGGGAAUACAGUACUCACAGGAACAUAUAAUUAAAACAAAACCUUAUUCAUGACACAUAAUUAAAAUUGUAUUGCCCAAAUGUUUGUAUUCAAUCUACAAAUUGUUUUGCACCUCUUCCAUAAUAAUAGAUUAAUCAUAGUGUGAUACACAUAAAAACUUGCAACGGUAAUGUGCAUGUAUACUACAGAAAUUAAUUCCAUUAAUUUCUUCCUCUUUCUAUCACAGAGCUUCCCACAUGAUUAUAUCACUUGUGGAAAACCAUGCUGACUAUCUAAUUAUAAACCUUGAUAAGGUAAGGCCUGUACUAGUAAAACGCUCUAGUUGUUUUGAUGAAAAGGAGAACGUCGUUGAGGAGUGGUCUGCUUUGCUUACCUGUUAUCUAUACAUGUACAAACAGUACAGCUAGCACAAUGUAUAGAUUAAAUUUGCUCAUCUGUAAUGUGCACCAGGAUGCACUCCAUUGCACUGAUGCAAUAUAUGAUGGUGAUCUUCCACACUUAUGUUUGGUGUACCUAUUACCAGACUUGGAGUAUGCAUGGUUAAAAUGUUUACCCUGGUAAUGUCCAUGUUUCCCACUACCAUAUACUACAUUUUAUUUUGCUAACAACUGUAACUUGAUAUACAAGUUGUAACUUACAACAUGAUACAUAUGUUAUCCCGCACUGCUACAUAGUUAACUUUUUCUUCUAGGCCAAGGCAGAAGAAGUACCGUGUACUCUCUACAGUACCUUUUUAGAUGUUGGGCAAAAGUAACAUCCCCAGGACAUACUUGGUGGGGAUGUUACUUUUGCCCAACAUCCAAUGCUACUAUUACCCAAUUUAAUGGUAUUCCUUUUAUCUACCUCAGAUUUGAACCUGUAAACUCCAAGGGUUGAACAGCUUGUGCUGAUGAUGCAUUAGCCCUCUGAGCCAUCUCACUGGUGUACUUGAAUUUCUCUCAUAACAGUUGAUAUUUGGUGAUUGCACCCACACCUAGCUAAAUUGACCAGUAUGUUUAUAUCAAAGCACAUGUUAUAAGCCGGCUAUGGCCACAUCUGGUCUUCCCUAAUCGAGGGUGUGGUUGCUGCAACGAAGAGAUCCUUGUGUUCCCUAAGAAUUUAUUUUACAAUUGUUCUUAAUAGUUUUUGUACAGGAGUCACGAUGAACACUCUUCCCUAGCGUUUAACUUUUCAUUAGCUGUUAAAAGAUCGCCUCUGCUGUGUUUUGUUUUUUAUUUUAUUAUUAUUAUUAUUAUUUUUUUUUUAUUUCCUCCUGUUUAUGAUUUGUUUUUCUGCCGAUACCUCUAUAGUUAUUACAAAGUAGCUUAACACAACAACCCAUUUAUAAAAUGACUUGGUUAUAUUUCCUGCCUAUGGCAUCACAAAAUUUCUGCAGUAUAUGGAGAACAAGUAACCCAAAGUUAUUAGAUUAUUCUUUUUACACUCACCCUCACAAAACAUACUCAAGAAUGGACCUCAUGCUGCUCUCACAGAAUAAUGCCAAAUGUAUUGAUUACUCGUGGUUAGACUCUUCUUCAUGGCCUGACCACUUCCCAGUUUUUGCUAAAUAUAAUGAUCUUUGCUCAAUUAACAGUGGCGCGCUAACAGCCUCCUCUGUGACAAAUUGAUAGUUAAGGAAUUAGAAGAAGACAAUAGGUUUUUCUUUGACAAAAAUAGAAGAUAAGUGAAAGCAUUCUUUGGGCAACUUCAAAGUAUAUGCUAGAGGCUCAAGGAUCUGCUGCUCUGCAUUUCAACCCCCAGAUCUACAUGUCAAAACUACGCUCAGACCUACAAAAUGCAUUGAAUUUUCAUAAAACACAUUAACACAACGAUUCUCUACAUAAUUUACUUGCUAAAUUGAAUACUACUGCUAGAGAUAAUGUAUUAUGCAAUCUGAAAAGACUUAAAGGGACACUAUAAUCCCAAAAAACAACAUUAGCUUAAUGCCCCUGCAGUCUCAAUGCAUCAUCUGCCAUUUAGGCGUUAAAUCACUUUGUUUAUGCAGACCUAGUUAUACCUCCCUGCAUGUGACUUGCACAGCCUUCCUAAAUACCUUCCUAAACACAAAGUCAUGUAAUGUUUACACUUCGUUUAUGGCAAAUUUAUGGGGUGGGGGGGGUGUUUAUUUUUACUGAAUAAUGCUGUAAGUCUAACACAUCCUUACACAAAAACAAGUCCUUCGCUAAAACUCCCACUUCUCUUGGGCUUCAGCAACAACCAUAGUACACAUCAGCCCCAAUACAUACAGUAAACCUCGGAAAGCUGGGAAGAGCGUGGGUAACUUUUUUUUGUUUUUGUUUUAUUUCUUUGUUUUUUUACUGUAUGUAUUGGGGCUGAUAUGUACUGUUGUCAUUGCUGCUGCCCAAGAGUAGUGGGAGUUUGAGCACAUGACUUGUUUUUGUGUAUUUGCUAUUGUAUGUUACAAUGCUGCCCCCCGCCCCAUGUGUUCCCUAUUAAGGGUUACUAAGUAUGUAGGGGUUUAGAAAAAUAUCCCUCACGGUCUCAUUAUAGAGAUCUUUGCCUAAAGCUCAAUGAAGUAAGGUGAAUAGUCAGUGUAGGACCCACCUGAGUGGGUUUGCCUUGACAUGGCAGGUAGGCUUCCAUCUAAUGGCCAUUGAAGUAACUAAAUAACCUCCAUUUCAUUAAAAUCUGCAUAGGGAUUUGGGAAGAGCGCUGGAAACUUUUUUUUUUUUGGUUUUACCAUAUCUUUAACCCACAUGUUUCAGGACCUGUGUGCAUACUGAAUAACUGUUAAUUGUACAUUUCUAAUAGUUCAUAUAUCAUAUAUUUGCUUUUAAUAGUAUCUUAAUGUUUCAUUGCUGUUUUCUUCAGCUUGAUUACUGUGCAAGUUUGAAGAAUCUUGAAGCUGUGGCUCAUCGACCAAAUUACAAGUUUUUGCAGGUAAUAUACAGUUCAGCGUAAUAUGCAUUAUUCACUCAGGACUGAGUGUGUGCCUCCUAAAUGCAACAGUCAAAAACGAUCUCUAAAUUUAGCCCUAAAUUGUACUUUAUUAAUUUAGCAAAGCCAGUUCAUGGUCAGGUGUGGAGAUUAACCCCUAAUGUGCAAAUGUAUACAAUUAAAAGCAGUUUGAUGUCUUCUGGAAUAAAAAAAUAUUUUAUCAAACACCAAAUUUCCAAAUAAAUGUCCACUUUGGAAGCCACAUUUAAAAAUGUAUACUUGCCUGCCUAAGAAAUAGGGAAAUAUGACAGAAAAUUGCAAAGGUUUCGCUGGUCUCUGUGUGAUGUGUGCCAGGUGUUGUCUCGGUUCAAGUAUUAUCUACAUGUUGAUUUUUAAACACCAGAUGUUGACAGACUGCUUGGGAGUUUUGGUUGAGGAAGUAAUUUAAUAGUUAACACAAGUGCCAAACCCCUGUUACAUAUAAUUUAUAUGCCUGUGAAUAAGCCAUUGGAUGUUCAGUUCCCUGUUCUAAAAUCCCUAUAGUACGUAGUUAGUUCAGGAAAUUGAUAUAGAUAGAAUAAACAUUUUUUCUCCACCCAUUUUAGUCAACAAUCAAGGUAUUUUCAUUCUGCUGAGCGCUUUAUAGAGGUGUAGUGUGUACGUUUUACUUUGUAAAAAUAUUUCCCAUCCCUGCUUUGAUAUAUAUGUACUUGGAAGUCAAGGCACGUGAAUGGGACCAAUCUGAGAGUUUGAUUUUAUUUUAUUUUUUAAUUGUAUAAUUUUUUUUACUAGACCCUGAAGUAUAGAGCCGCAGGGUGAAGAAUAAGGUAUAUUUAAUUAUGAUCCAGGAGACAAAACAAAGAUACGACGAUUCGACCGUGACACCUUAAUCGUACAUUAAAUAUACCUUAUUCUUCACCAUGCACUGUGUAGCCUGUGGCUCUAUACUUUUGGAUUUAUUUGGGGGGCUAGCUGACCCCCUCCCCCCCCCACAUAGCUCUGGUGCAUCAAGACACUACUGUGCAGCACUCCACUAUCUGGUUUCUUUAUAUAGUCUCAUGUAUAUCUCUACCUAACUAAAGCAUGUAAAUGCAUUAUUUUUUGUUAAAGAGUAACUCUAAGUGCAGGGCCGGUGCAAGGAUUUUUGCCGCCCUAGGCAAACAAAAAUUUGCCGCCCGACCAUAUGUCCUGCCCACCAAGUGACAUCACAAUGCCUCACCCAUAUGCUUUGCCAUAUGGGCCAACGCCAGCUCUGCACAAAGUAUCUUUUAUCUGAAAAGGCAGUGUGUUUACAUUAAAAAGCCUGCAGGCACAAGCUAUAGACCCCAGAACCACUACAUUAAGCUGUAGUGCUUCUGGUGACUAUAGUGGCCCUUUAAUGUGAGGUAAAUUAGAGAUUAGUGCCACUAAUAAUAUAUUGGAUUGCCUACUUACCACCAGAUGAGGACAAGAGGAUGAUGAUGGGCUCAGGCUGCAGUCUGUCUCCACAGGUCUGGUGUAGAAGAGGCUCUCUGGAGACUGUUUGUUUGUAACAGUGCUCACAACAAUUAACGAACAGGAAACAGCUCCAUCUUUUGGAGCCCCUUACACAGCUCAUGGUCUGGGCCCCCAGGGCCUGACCGUGAGAAUGCCCACAAGGCCCACCCAUGAGUCCUCUCACAUGGAGUGUAGGGGAUGUGUUAUUGUAGAGGAUGUAGUGUGUGUGUUCUUAUGGAAUGUAGUCUAUAGGGAUACCAAUUUUGUGUAAGUGACGUAGUGUGUGUGUGUAAGUGAUGCAAGGUGUGUUUCUUUGUAUGUUAUUUAAUGCAGUGUGUGUGUGUGUGUGUGUGUGUGUGUGUGUGUGUGCACACGUAAGGAAUGCAUUGUGUGUUUCGGUGUGUCUGUGUAUGAGUAGGGAUGCAUUGUAUGUUUCUGUGUGUAGUGUAAAAGAGAGGGUUUGUGGGGCAGGAUAGGGACUGAGAGGGGAGCAGCUUUUUUAUUUUUUUCAUAGUGCUCUCCCCUUCUGUCAAUUAGUGAUCUCCCCUUCCCUCCUCUCCCUCAGUGUUCUCUCCUGUCCCUUAGUGCUCUCCUUUGGCCCACUGUCGCUCUCCAGUCCCCCCUUUAGUGGUCUUCUCACUCCCCCCUUAGUGGUCCUCCCUCUGUGGUCCUUCUUACCCCCCAUAGUGUUCCUCCCUCUCCCUCCUCUAGUGCCCCUCCCCCUUAGUGGUCCUUCCUGUCCCCCCUCUCCCCAACCUCUUAGUGGUCCUUCCGCUCCUCCACUCCCCCCUUGGUGGUCCUCCCUCCCUGUUUACCAUCCUACUUAUGUAGCGUACAGAAGUUCCUGUAUCGUGGUUUGCGCCGCCCUACCAGUCACUGAAAUUUGGUGAGCCCCCUAAAUGCCCAAGUCGCCUAUAGGAUGCGCCGCACCUGUCUAAGUGCCAAAACCACUACAGCCCACUGUAGGGCAACGGUGCCAGUGUGUCCCUGGCCCCAUCCCCUGAUUCUAUGUCAAAUAAUUUUCACGAGGAUUGACACAGAGGAUACCCUAUGGGCACCUAUGACCCUGCUCUCUGCUAGCCAGCUUGUUAAUAUGGUAGUUGCAGGUUUGUUUGUUUGUUUUUGCAGAUACUUUUCCCACAUCCUAUUUCCCCAAGUUUUUAUUUUUUGAAAUUCAUCAGAAAACGUAGGAACUAUGUUACUUUAUGUGAUUCCAGAUCUUUGGUAAUCUAACAGAAUUUCACUGUGCACCAUUUCAGUUUCCAUGCUAAUGCCAAAAUAUGUUAGUCAAAAAAAUAUCACAGAAGUGAAGACAUUGUGGAAAGAGGAGAACAAGAUGGAGCUGCAUGGACGUUGCGAUUCAGCAAUGAUAAUAAUAAUAAUAAUUAAAAAAAGCAUAAUAUUAAAAUAGGAAAGUGACAAGAGGAAAAGUAUGACCCCUAAGAUAAAGUGUCACUUUAAGUCUAAAUUUGGGCAUUAUUGAUUGGCAGAGCAUGUGUGCUGGUACACUUUUCAAACGAAUGGCACUCCGAUUUUUGAUGGAAUUGAUAUUGAUAAUGUGAAAGUAUAAAAUAAUGUUUUUAGGCCAAAUCUGGCAAUCUGCAGCACUACGUCAGGAAGCACCUCUUGUAACCAUCUGGGGAGUGGCCAGUGGAGGUAUCCCUAGGCUGUAAUAUAAACACCAACUUUUCUUUGAAAUGUUUACAGCAAAAGCCUGCAGGGAUAUACUAUACUCCCCAGAACCACUACAAUAAGCUGUAGUUGUUCUGGUGAGCAUAGUGUCCCAUUAAUUUCUCUCCUUGUUCUUUUUAGUGGAUUUGAAAUAAAUAGACAUUUGAUUAACUCUGUCUGUUUAUUUGUUGGAAAUCUUGUGGUCCCAUACAAACAUCAUAGAGAUGCAUAGUUGAAAUGUGAAAUAUAUGUAGGUAAUCUUUCUAUAGAAUAUGUUCUGAUACCAGCAUCUGUUAGUUAUUUCCCCAAGUUGCAGUACAUUUAAAUGUAGGAUUGUUUGGAAACAUAAGGUCAACUGAACUGAAAUAACCAUGUGUUUAUGAACAAGACUGCAUUAAGCAUGUAUCCCCAACAAUGCUAAAUUUAGUCAUAUCCAUGCACACACAGACCGUGAUCUAUAGUAAACUGUGCUGUGGUUUGAAAGAUGAGGGUGUAGUGAUUUUAUACAGUGAUACUGUGUUCCAAUAUAAGCAAUAAUAUAUAAAUAUAGCACACUGGUUUGCUACAUUGGAUGCAGAUAAAUAAUCAAUGUUGACCAGAUGCGACUCUCUAAUUAGGCAAUUUAGGCACACUGACUGGAGCCUCGUGGCCACCUAAAUCUCCUUAGAGCGCAGUGACCGGUCGUAUCCUCUGCCCACGACCAAGGGCCUGACAACAGGAGGAGACCUGGUGGCUUGCCCAUUAUGCUGCCGUGUGCACGGCCCUUCCAUUCUGUCUGGAUGUAGAGGCCAUUGUGAGUCUUCAUUGUGCAGCUCCGAUGGGUGUAGAGCUGCAGAUGUGUACUGUUGCGCACUCUGAUACUUCCAGAGUUCGCAAGACACUAAACACAUGAUCCUCAGACCGACUAUCAAGGCACUGUCUCCCCCUCUCACACGCUGUCACCUCACCCAAAUAGACGGUCAUCACUCCCACACACAUUGUCAGCCCCUUUCACCAGCCACACUCAAAUUAACCCCUCCUGUUCCUGUCACUCACACCCUCCAAGCUUAGCAGACUCACCUGCCCUAACUCUGCCACAUUCACCUUAUUACAGUAACCCCCUAAUUCUGUCACACUCACCCCCCCUUUACCCUGCCCCACUCAUCCUGUAACAUUAACCCCUCCAACAAUACCACUCACUAGCGCCUCUAAUCAUGUUACUCUACCACACUCGCCCUCCUUAAUCCUGUCACACUCCCCUUCUCCAACCAUGCCACAUUCACCUCAACCCUGUGAUACUAACCCCCCCAACCAUGCCACACUUACCCUGUCACAUAACCGCUCCAAUCCUUUUAUUAAAUUCUUCCCCAGCAGCCAUGCACAUUCACCCUGUUUUAUUAAGCCAUCCUAAUCCUGUCAUACUUACCUCCACUCGCCCUGUCACACACACUCCUCCACUCGCCCUGUCACAACACUCAACCCCAAAGCCUGUCGCCCUCACCUCUACAUUGCCGCAGUUACCCAGUUACUCACCCUGUCAUAGUCUCAAGUUGAAGACAUUCAUCAUAUAUAUACACACACAGUCAUGAAACAUAGCUUUGCCAUAAAUACAAAGCACAACGGCCACAGGAAGCCCUCCCGCCCGUACACACAACACAAUGCAAGCAGCUACCCCACACACACAUGCUCACAGUGACAUAAAUUCAGACACACAGUCUCGGGCACAUACACACGUAGACCAUUCCAGGCUCACACAGAAAUACACACUGCCAUAUUUUUCUAUGUGUGUCUUUGAUAUACGCACAUGUAUACACACAAACACACUGAUGCAGAGAGUUUUUGCAUCUACUAGUAUGUGUCUAUGGCUGCAAUGUGAGAGUGGUAUGGUAUGGACAAUGCAAAGGUAAAGUGGCAACAUUUAUAAUAUACAUACAUAUACAAUACAAAAACAAGGGUCAACACAUAUAUAUAUUAUAUAGGAUAAUAUUUAUGUGGAAGGGAUUCUAGAUUAUGUAAGGAAAAUGUUGAUGACCUUUUCUUAUAUGUAACUUAAUUUUUUUUAUUUUAUUUUUUUAUUUAAGCCUUUUUUUUUGUUUUGUUUUUUAACCAAAUUUUUAAUUUUUGUUUCACACUGACUCUUAUGAAUACACGACUGCCACGCUAUGUAACCAUACCCGGCAAUUGUGUAUAAAUGUUUCACAUAAUUGCAAAUUAAUUUUGUUUGCAAAUUAUGCCAUAACUUCCAUCAUAGAGCUCACAACGCACUGACACAGUGCGCUGCGACAUUGCAAGCCUCUGAAUAAUGAAUACAGAGAUUAGCUCUCUCUAUCCAGCGCUGCAAGCCCGCCCUUCAAUUUAAAUACAGCUUUUCACACACACACACACACACAGCAAUAUAACUACAGCUCCUCAUACACACACACAAUACAAACCUUGUUGUGUUUUUUUUUUGGUUGUUUUUUUGUCCUUUGGGCGUUAGUGUUUGAGUUUCACCCAAGGCCUCACAAAGUCUAGAGCCGCCACUGAUGUUGACAAGUAUUCUAUCAGAUCAUUCUGUCUUUGUUUUGUGUGGGUUAUAGUCAUGGUAGGUUCAUUGCAUUAGUUGUGCCUUGAUUUUUACACUCACUCUGUUUGCAGAACUGUGAAUGAUUCCAUUCAUAUCAUUUUAAGGACUUUUGUGUGACCCUUGUACGCUACAGAAAUAUUCCAUAAAAUCAGAGUACUAAAUUACUGCUUUCUCAAUUAUUAAUUUUACAGUGUAUGCAACUGAAAAUCUACCACAUAAUUUGCAAAGGACAAGCAUUUGUUCCGUAAUUUCACAUUCAUUUAAACACUUAAAUCACAUCUUUCAAAUCAAGUCAUUCCCUUCAUCAGAUAUGCACACUUUACAAUAAACUAGCAUGACUGCUUACCACAGUCUGUUAAAGCAUACAAAAUAUUUGUAUAUCUUCUAUCUCUACACUGAUUUAAUCAUUUUAAAUCUCCUUAGGGUGAUAUCUGUGACUCACAAUUUAUAAAGCAUCUCUUCGAUACAGAAAAUAUCGAUGUUGUAUUGCAUUUUGCUGCACAAACCCAUGUAGGUAAGGACUCGUAUUGCAAAUGUGUGUAUACAGUUUAAUAAUGAUGUGUACAAAUAAUUGCAAAUGUAAUCUUUUGGCAGUAAUUAUUACAACAUGCUUCCAUACAGGCACACAUGCUAGAAUGAGCAAAGAAAUGUAUUUAGUUUUUUUUGCAUAUUUGUAGAAUCUGUGAAUAUGUGAAAUUUAGAAAUAACAGUUUUGCAUACAGCUAGUAUUUAAGUAAACCAAUGCAAAUCACAGUGAUAAAAAUAAAUAAAACAAAAUGGUAAAACAAAUGAAAUAUAAAGUAUAAUCUAUCUGAUAAGUAAACCAUAUUGAAUCAACAAAACUAAAGUUCAAAUAAACAUGGUCAAAAAUUAAUUGAAUGUUAAUACAUCAACCAAUAUAUGGGAUGUUCUAUGUAAACUUCACUAAGCUUUUGUCUGUGUUCUGUUUUAGAUCUUUCAUUUUUGAAUUCCUUUAAAUUUGCUUUUGUGAACAGUUAUGGCACACACAUUCUACUCACUCAUGCUCAUGAAGCUGGGGUAGAAAGGUUUGUCUAUAUAAGCACAGACGAAGUUUAUGGUGGUAGUCUGGAUGAGGUAAGAAUCCUAGUAAAUUUUAAUGACCUUUUUAAAAUGAUCAGCUUUGUUGACUUUUUGUGUUCUAUCCUGUCAAGUGGUAUGUAUUUGGAUGUUCACUGAUAUUAAUUUGAUCACUGUUAACACAUUAUUCUAUACGCAACACUAUAAUGGUUAAUUAGGUUUUGGGUGUCAUCCAAUAGCAAUGUGUGUAUAUAUAAAUACAGAAAUCUUCAGAAUAACUCUAGGAAAUCCUCCGUAAUUGUUGUCAUCUCUUUCUCUUCUGAUACAGCUUUUUAUUCUUCUAUUUAUUCUUAGUUUUAUGUAAAUAUGCUUUCAGUGACACUAGAGUUAUGUGGGUUCCAAUACUUAAUUCGGUAGUUUGUGGGAUUUACUAAUUUAAUUAUGUACAAUUUUGUUAAGUUUAAUCUGUAUUACAACUUUAGAAAUAACUAGAUCAGAAAGGACAGUGAUCACUUAUAUCAAGGCUCGACAAAUCCCAGGUCGCCAUGGCGACAACAAAUUUUGCCCUGGCACCUGUGAUUUGUCAGCCUUUUACCUAAAGUGGUCGGCUGGGCAAACAAUGAAGUUGGCCGGCUGCCCGCCCGCGGGAGCAUGGAGUCGGCCGGCUCAGGGAGCGUUGUAGUUUCCUAAGCUGGCCGUCUCCAUACAGCCCAGGGCGGCCAGCUUAGGAAACUUUAUAGCAAGCCGGAGAAAUAAAGUAAACAGAGUGCAGGUCAGGAGUCCAGAUACAAGUCAAGGGCUCAUGAGCUGCACCACUGUAACCACCUAAUAGGGAGCUCUAAUGAGGGGCUAACCCUCCAAAAUAUGUAGGUAAUAGGAGUAGGUGAUGUUGGUUUCCCCUUGUGGGACUCUACACAUCAGGAGAGCUCCACUAUACCAUAAAUGAGGAAGGGAGGCCCUACCUUUAAUCAAUCCAAGGAUAAAAAGGGAUAUACAAGCAAACAGUAUAACUUGAAAAAAAGGAAAUCUACAAAACGGUGCCCAGGGGAUCAAUUGUCUGGAGUACUAGCUAGCAUCUAAGUUCCCCUAGUGUCUGACUGACAGGAAGGUAGUGUAAACGAGGUUAGGGAGGGAGAAGAGGCACAGGGUCCCCAGAGAACAAGGGACCGGGUAAUCGGGUCUAAACGCAGAUGAAAAGCCUCACACAAAUAAAUAAAUCUCUCAAUUCACCCUAAAAGUUACCUCGACACCGUGGUCUAACCACUAGUGUCUACCUGAACCAAUUCUCCCUACUAAAGUUAUAAAUAAAUAAAUAAAUACCUAAAGCAAGCCGCCCUGGACUGAAUGGAGGUGGCUGGCUCAGGGAGCAGUGAUCUUCCUGCAGCUCCUCUCUGCUCCCUCACGCUGUGUAUGUAUAUGAAGUCAUUUCGGCCCCGGCAUCACUGCAGACAGUGCGAGGGAGCAGAAAGGAGCUGCAGGAAGAUCACUGCUCCCUCGCACACAGGAAUACCAGCCCCACUGGACCCCAGGGAAAGUCCACUCAGCUCUUCCAAAGGUAGGGAGGCUGGGUGGAUUAGAAUUAAAAAUAUAAAUUUGUGAGUGUUAGAGAAAGUGAGUGUGUGUGUGUGUGUGUGUGUGUGUAUAUAUGUAUGUAUAUAUAUGUGUGUGUGUGUGUGUGUGUGUAUAUGUAUAUGUGUAUAUGUAUGUGUGUAUAUAUAUAUAUAUAUAUAUAUAUAAUAAUAUGUGUGUGUAUAGAUAGAGAGAGAGAUAUAUAUAUAUAUAUGUCUGUUUAGGUACCUGCCCUCCUCCGAUCACAUGAUUGGUGUUUUAUACUCACCUUUUUUCCCACGCCGUACUAGUUUUGCCAUUGCUUGUCCCGCCUCCAUAGCGGAGAUCUUAAUAAUCUCGGCUAAGCCAAUGCUUCCCCAUAGGAAAGUAUUGGGAGGAUAUUAUGCAUGUUUUCUAUGGGUAACAUUCAGCACCUCUAUGCAGAGCACUGACACAGGACUCUCUGGUCGCUGUCUGUCUGACUGUAACUAGAGGUCUUAGUAGGCUGCAAUGUAAACGCUGCCUUUUCUCUGAAAAGACUAUAGGCACCAGAACAACUACAUUAAUCUGUAGUGGUUCUGGUGACUAUUGUGUCCCUUAAAUAACCGGGCCCCUAACUUUUUUAGCUGGGUCCUAGAUUCCAAACAAAUUUGUCAAGCCUGACUUGUAUAUAAAAUACAUUUUGCUAAAAACUGACACACUGCACCAGGGUGCCAUAUUGUAUUGUUUGUCUGUUUUUGUUUUUUCUUUCUUUUCUCCAGAAAAUGCAAAACAUUUGUAUUACAAAGUUUCUAAAAGUUUGAGUUUAAAAAAAGGAUGCCCUGUAGGAAAUUAACUUUGAUUAAUCUCUUAGCAUAUAAUCUGUUUUUAUGCAGGCUUUUGACUUUACUCCAGCUCACUGCCAUCUUUUAAAAUUCAUAUUUCAUUAGGAAUUUGAUGAAACAUCACCAAAACGGCCAACAAAUCCAUAUGCAUCGUCCAAAGCAGCUGCAGAAAGCUUUGUGCUGUCUUUCUGGGAAACGUACAAGGUAAGGAGACAUUGAGACAGCCAAGGAUUCAUUAGCACAGGGAGUCUUAACUCUAUUCAGCAGGGUAUGUGUGGAAAUGAAGCAUUGCACAGCCAUAUGUUGUGAAGUGUGAAAGGAUUUUUAGACUGCUGGAUACAUUUAGAUUAUUGAGCACAUUCUACCACCUGCUCUGCAGUUCACCAGCUGUCAUUAAAUUCUUUCAUAUCAAAAAUUGUUUAUAAAGUUAGAACCUGUAAUCACAGUAAACACAAAAAUAUGUGAUACAGCCAGGACUGAUUUUAAUCAAUAUGCCCCCUAAGGUGAAUUGGUAGACUGUGUCCUUAUGCAAAAGAAGAUAUUGCUGGCUUUAGUUGCAAGACAACAAAGGGUCUAAUAUGUGUGAUCAAAAAGCUUUAUUUCAAUUCAGAUUUGUCAUCAUAGCUGUAACUAUUAAAUAAAUGACAAGUGAUUUCCUUUACGUACUACAGUGUAGGUUUAUGAAGUUGGUCUAACCAGUAAUAACAUUUGGCUGAGAUUGAAAGAACUACCUUUUGAAGAUAUUGAGCCCCCGUAGGUAGUUCAGGAGUCCUACAGAAGGAUUCCAAGGAUCACCUAAUGUACUCCUCUUCUGAAAGUUGUUGGCAAAAUAUCUACUACUGGUAUUCCCAUCUAUUAUUAUUAUUAUUAUUAUUAUUAUUAUUAUUAUUGCCAUUUAUUUAGCGCCAACAAUAUUAUGAGAGUGGGUGUUUAACUAUAAAUAGGACAAUUACAAGAAAUCUUACAGGGAUUAUGCUGAAACACUGAGUAGUUAAAGACCCCUUUAUUGUUUGCUAGGCCGAAAAUAGCAUCCCAUACUCCAUUUCAGCAACGAUCAGAUGACAACUUACCCAAAGCAUUAAUAUAGUAAUUACCCCCCAAAAUAUUACAUUUUGCCAGGUCAACACUUUGGUGUUCAGCCCCAUUACUACUUUUUCUGUUUAUAAAAGCUUAAAGGACCACUAUAGGCACCCAGACCACUUCAGCUUAAUGAAGUGGUCUGGGUGCCAGGUCCAGCUAGGUUUAACCCUUUUUGCAGUAAACCUAGCAGUUUUAGAGAAACUAUGUUUACCUAUGGGUUAAUCCAGCCUCUAGUGGCUGUUUCAUUGACCGCCACUAGAGGCGCUUCUCACAGUGAUUUUCACAGUGAGAAGACGCCAGCGUCCAUAGGAAAGCAUUGAUAAUGGAUAAUGCCCGCAUGCGCAUUCAGCCGAUGACGGAAGAAGAGGGAGGAGAGUCCCAGUGCUGAGGGAGCCCGGCACUGGGAUUAACCCCUUCAGUGCCACGGGAGUGGGACCCUGAGGGUGGGGGCACCCUCAGGGCACUAUAGUGCCAGGAAAACGAGUAUGUUUUCCUGGCGCUAUAGUGGUCCUUUAAAGACACCACACAAAAUGGUUAAAUAUGGAGCAUUGGCCUUCUUAUUAGCCUUACUAUUGCAACAUAUGUACCUGGCUAGAAAAGGUGUUCCAUCAAAACUCAAACAAAAUUAUUUAUAAGAGAAGACACACAGAGGCCAAUAAUUCCUUUCGAGGAGCUACAAAUUUCAUUGAAUGGGUUGCAACCAAACAUACAGGUUUUGCUAAAUACAUAAUAAUACAUAUAAUUUGAUGUGUAACGCUGAUGUGUAACGCUGAAGAAGCCAUUAGUCAAAAUUACCACCUGGAAGUACAUGUGGAGCUUGACAUAUGAAGAAAUCACUAAUGUGUACUGAUUGAAAUGUAGUGUAAUGGUUUUGUAGUUUUAUAAAACCAAGAUUAUGUUUCAUAAAAGGGGAGACUUAGCAAAGUAAAACGUGCUACUCUUCUGCAAUGUGCAAAAUAAGAAACAAUCACCAAGUAAAACUAUAGAAUUUAUCUCAACAUGUAAAACUUUGUACCCCAAAUAGCAAAAGUCUAAAUCAAAACUGACAUUAUCCGUGCCUCAUGGCUUGCAAAUAACUGCUUAUCAGCUGGAAUUCAGCAUUUUGAUAUCAUUAAUGAAAUAAUGGGUGGAUAGAAAAACCAUAAAAUACAAAAAAAAACUCACAAAAGUGAAGUUUUUAAAAUUAGCUUUUUCAUUAGGACUAUAAUCGCUAUUGUGAACCUUGGAUAAACUUGUGAGUGCUCAGAGCAAAACAUGUAAAUUUCCUUAAAUUUUAAUUUCAGCCCACUAAGAAAUUGGUACUGUUUAAAUAUCGUUGUCCAUACAAGACAGACAACCUGUACAAUAAAUCUGUCUAUAUAAUGGGCAAAAUCCAUGUUCUAUUGUGAGCAAAUCUAGCACAUGUAUAAACCAAAAGACUGACCGGAUUAUUCACCAAAGUGCGAAUUGAAAGUGAAUUUUUAACUUAAGGUCAAAAUAGCCAAACUUGAAAAAAUCUAUGACUUCAACUCAGCUACUCUGGCUACUUAGCUAUCUUUAAAUUCAAUAAAUCCUGUGAAAGGUGGCUGUGUCAAAUGUUCAUGUGUGGAAAUUUCAGAUAUAUGGUAGAAACAUUUUAUUAUUUUUCUUACAAUGCACAAAUGUCCACUUAAAAUAAUUUGUUUAAUUUCAGUGAGUUAAAAUACAGAUUGAAAUUGAAAUAUGCCCUAUGAAAUUCACUGACUCUUUAUACGUUUGCAAGCCAUCAUACUUUAUUUUCUGUUAUGUAACUUAUUGCAGUACGUUAGGCAGAUUUGUUUGUUGAUAUUUUUGCAUAUAGAGUGUGGUUCCAGCACAGAACCAAUACAUGUGUUUGUUUCUUUUUCAGUUUCCAGUUGUUAUCACAAGAUGUAGCAAUGUUUAUGGACCUCAUCAAUACCCAGAAAAGGUUAGUGACAUAUACAUGUGCUCAAACGUUAGGGCUGACUUCCUAAAUAAUUGACUGUCCCAAGUCAAAAAAAGUGUCCAGGUUGUACAGCGCUGCGGCAUAUACUGGGCCCUUGUUCAGCAGAAAUGUUUGCAUUUCAGGGGCAGAUCCAGAACCUAAACUCUGGAGGGGCACUGGUAGAUUAUUUAAAGAAACAAUCCAGGCACAAUAACUACUACAGCAUGCUGCAGUGGUUAUGGUGCCCUGGUGCCCUCCCAAGGUAAGUAGUCAAAGUGUUUAAGAACAGUUUGACAACUUACCUGGGGUCUGCCGGGAUUGGGGCUUUAGUAGGGGAUAAGAGCAGUGGUGUGUGUGUGUGUGUGUGGGGUGCAGUGUGCGUGUAUAGGGGAGAAUUAUUGUGCGUCUGUGGUGGUAGGAAGGUAGAUUUAUAUAAUAAAAGAAACCAUAAUUUUGAUAUCCCCCCUCCCUGCUUACCUUUGUCUGGGGAGGGGGACAGUACUAAUCCCUGGUGGUGAGUGAACUCUAGCAGCUCCUGACGCUAGAGUACACUCUCACGAGAUUCGGAGCGUUGCCAUGGUAACCACGGCUACGUUUCAAACUUGCGAGAGGAGAACCUGACGGAGCUCCCCAGGUCCUCUCCCUCCCCUGUCGAAUGCAGCAUUACAGUACUAGCGGGCCGGUGAGGGAGAUCUCUCAUCCGGUCCUGCAGAGCCGGCAGGGGAGAGUAAGGCAUGGUUCCCUGUGCUAUGAUCAUAGCAACAUAUUUUGUAGCUCCCCUGUGUUCCCACAGUUUGGGAACCGCUGGGUUAGACUAACCCUUGUUGUGCUGUCCUCACCUAUCUCACAAGAAACGAAAAAACACUAAAACUCACUUUCCUAUGGUAAAAUCCAAACACGAACGCAGCCAUUGCCGCGCAUGCGCGUUAGGUCUCCCCCGCCAGCGGGAAAGGAGGGUUGGCGAAGCCUGACCCAGCGCAGAGGGACAUCGGUUCUGGAUUCAGGUAAGUGGCUGAAGUGGCUUAGCCCUGCUGGAGGGGGGUCGUGAGGGAGGGGGCACUGCAGCAGCCUAUAGUGCCAAGAAAACAGGUUUGUUUAUAGAAUCACUUAAACUGUUUCAUUAAAUUAUAUAUUAAACAGAUUGUGCAAUAAAGGAACAUAGAAUAUCAAGGUUUCUUUACAUUAAGUGUUUUGGAACGCUGUGCAAGUCACAUGCAGGGAAGUGUGAUUAGGGCUGUAUCAACAAGUUGUUUUGGUGCUUACAGUAUCCCUUUAAGUGGGCAGUCUUAACCAUGGAUAUCCACCGCAAAGGUCCCUCACUCAUUGGAAUUUGCUUUUCUUAAGAUGUAAGAGUGAUCGUGUCUAUAUAAAUUAUGUCUUUGGCCCCCUAGAAAAUUUUCUGCAAACACUCUUGGUUCCAACAUGUCUAUAUUUGGAGAAAGUGGACAAGUGGCAAUUAGCACCACAAUACUUGAAAUCUGUUCUUUAGUAUGUUUUCCACAAGACAUGAGUACCCUGAGCCUAGAUUACAUGUUGUCACAUGACAUGACAUUGCACCAUGAGUUAUGAAGAAGGGACAGAUGAAUUUCGCUGUUAUGGCAGUAUGGGCUAAUGGUGACUACAUGUUUUUUACUUGAUGUUGGUAUAACACUUGUUAGACCACAUGUAUAGAAUCUGUGUGAAUGGUAUGUUCGACCAUAAAUAUGUGAUCCCAACUCACUGUAGUGCACCUGCAUGCAUGGGCAUUGAAUAAUGCAGAGUGAAAAAUAAAUAUAUUAUCACUUUAGAUACAACUGGCAGGUGAACACCUUUUGGAACAAUUUUGUUGUUUUAGGAAUUGUAGAAAAUACUUUUUUUUAAAUUUUUUUUUUUAUUCUCUAUAAGAGAAUUAUAAUAUUCUCGUAGACAUUGCAAACAAACUUAUGACUUAUGUAAACUUAUGUAUUUUCUUUUUCUUUUAGGUCAUACCCAAAUUUAUUUCUUUAUUACAACACAACAGAAAAUGGUGAAUAUUAAUAAUAAUAAUAAUAAUAAUAAUAAUAAUAAUAUUAUUUUAUUGUGUUUUUGCAGUGCAGAAGAAUAGUACAAACAAGCUUGUGGUGCCCUAACAGCAAUCCUCAAGCUCAUGAUCGCACAAGACACGCACAAUUAUUAUAAUUAUUAUUUUUUUUAAUAUAAAGACAAUAUAUGCUAGCUAUGCUUCCCUGACUGGUCGACACAAGCUAAAUCAUAAUAUGGCAGUGGUUGCAAUAUGCUAUGGUUAAGAAAACGUGCAAAAUCUUGCAUGAAACCAGCCAUACGUAAAGGGGAAGAAGUAGAAGUGUGCUAAGCCAGGGUUACAUGAGUUUCCCACUGAGGGUUACCACUGACAUUAACAUGGUACAGGACUGAUAGAGGUAUGCUUCAAUAAUAUGCCCAGGGCUUAAAGGAAACACAGGGACUGAAAGGAUCUGAUGAAGUUUCAGAAUUGACAAGUGUUGCACACUCCCUUAGUAAGGUUAGCUUAGCCUGCAGGUAAGCUGCAGUGUUGCUCAGAGCAGGUGAGGUAGAUUUAACUAAACCUGAGAUAUAAAUCACAUAAAACCAGGGUGCAGCAUGAAUUAAGUGAUUGGGGGUUAAGCUGGCCCUGUUUGGAUAGUCCAGCGUCAGCCUACACCAAGACAUGAGAACAUGUGGAGGCAGCUCGUAGGUAGUCCAGGGCAGGGGCUAAGUGUGUAAUCCCUCUAGCCCUGGGCCAUGUUGAGGGCCUGCAUCACUUUACCACAGACUCGGGGUCUCGCUGUAGCGUCCAAGUCCUUCCUUACUGGGAUGUGGCAGAAGCUCCUGAUGGUCGGUCGCCGCUUGUGGCGUAGGAUCCUCUGCAGGUGACGCGUCAGGAGGGGGUCCCUGAUUGCUCUCUGCCCAGGCAGCAUAGUGUGGGAGAUUUAGGAGCUUGGGAGGAAGUUGUGCCCGGAGGGGACUCGAGCACCCUGUUAACUGCUCUCCUCCAUCCACUCUACGGGCCCCCAGCUGCUGCCGUGACUCCUGCCUCCAGUUGCGUCCAGAAACUUUUAUCCAGGCGCCUCAGAAUGCGUUCUAGUGUGACGCACCCAUCUGGCACUGCAGGCUGUUGCCGACCAUCAGAGAAAGUAGGUGCGUCCGCCAUUUUCAGGAAGUUUAGCUUGAGCCUGUACAGUUUCAGCUGCCUGUGGUCAGCAAGGUGACUGGAGUUGAUCAGUGGGGACCGGGAUAACCCCAGCCGGUCCAGUGGGGGGGGGGGAAUUCGCAUGAGUCACCACUUCCGCUCAGGAACCAAGAGAGCUGCCGCCUCUCUGUGGUUCAGCCUCAUGUAGGCCUCGAGUAGGGUAUGCCAAAGCCUGUGCAAGGUACCGCUGGGUACAGCAGCAUCUCACCGCUAGAGUAAUGAAGGCUGUGGUCAAAAAGUGCGGGUAGCUAGGGUAUACACCCUGAUAUUUGUUGCCAGAUGUGUGAGCUCUUGCUACACAGAUCUGGUGUGCUUAGCAGUCAGACUCCAUCCCCUUUUGCUUUUUGGGUUAAAUGUUUUUUAUUUUUUUUAAUAGUUUAGUUUUAGUGCUUGGGGAAAAAAAGCACAGACUUUCUUGUUAUUAAACUUUUGUUUAGGGUCAUUCACGUGGUACAAUAAUUAUAAUGUUGGUUGCUUGACCAUUUUUAAAUCUUCUAGAUUUUCUUUUAUGGAUUUUUUUUAUAUAUAUACACCUCUAUGUAUUGUUAAUGCAAAACCACCACUUUUUUAUUUUAAGUUGACUUGGUUUAACAACUGAGGCCAACUUUGUGUCAUCUUACACAACAAAUUUUGGUUAUACAACUGUUCAUACAAUCUGCAAUACCUCUGCUCAGGAAGCUCCUUGGAUCAAACUCUGAUUUCUACAGCACAUUACAUGCACAUUUUUCACAUUAUUGUUCCUUUGACUUAAGUCCUAAUGUAAUGCUGUAAACAUCUGUGCACCAUGACACAAAGAGAGCAACCUUGGUUAAAUCUUAUUAAAAUGAAAAGUGGUGGUUUUGCAAGACCAAUACAUAGAGGUCACCACUGAAAAAAAAUAAAAAAAAAAUUAAAAUGGUCAAGGAGUCUACGCUUUACCACUUAAUAUUGAUUAACCCUUUAGUAAUUUUUUCUGGAACUUGCUGUUAUUUGGAGUUAAUUAUCUACUAAUGCUCUGUCACAAAAACAAGAAUGAAUGAUUAUCUGCUGAUGCCAACUAGCCUUAUUAUUUCUUUAAUCCAUAUGGAUUUUAGAUUUUUUGCUAAAUUUGUUUUAUUUUAGUACUCUUUAGUGACUGUCCAUGAAAAUUGACAUUUCACAACAGUGAAAUCAAAUACAAGCCAUGAUAAAGUACAUAGUAACUGAACCAUUGUAAACAGAGCAUGGUCACAGGAUAAGCAUACAUACAGUUCCAUUACGGAGUGAGAAAGGUGGAAAACAUAUGCAAUUUUAUUUCUUGUAGUCCUGCUAAGCAAAUAAGAAAGACACAUUGUAAAAGGUACUAUGGAUCCAACCGUCCAAAAAUUAAAUUUUUAAAAGGACACUAUAGAUACCAGAACAACUACAGCUUAAAGGGACAUUAGUCACUAAAACAACGUUGGCUUAAUGUAGCAGUUUUGGUGUAUAGAGCAUGCCUCUGCAAUCUCACUGCUCAAUUCUCUGCCAUCUAGGAGGUAAAUCAAAUUGUUUAUGAACCCUAGUCACACCUUCCUGCAUGUGACUUGCACAUCCUUCCUAAACACUUCCUGUAAAGAGUCAUCUAAAGUUUAUCCUUCCUUUAUUGCAAAUUCUGUUUACUUUAGAUUUUCUUAUCCUCUGCUGUGUUAAUAGCUUGCUAGACCCAGCAGGAGCCUCCUGUGUGUAAUUUAAAGUUCAAUUUACAGAGCAGGAGAUAAAAUCUUUUAAGGAAAGUUUACAUCUGAUUGAAAGUUAAACCAGUUUUUUUUCAUGCAGGUUGUGUCAAUCAGAGCCAGGGGAGGUGUGACAAGGGCUGCAUAAACAGAAACAAAGUGUUUUAACCCAUAAAUGCAGUGAAUUGAGCAGUGAAAAUUCAGAGGCAUAAUCCAUUCACUAAAACUGCUUCAUUAAGCUAAAGUUGUUUUGGUGUCUAUAGUGUUCCUUUAAUGUUGUUGUGCUAUUGAGUAUAGUCAGUCCCUGCAGGUUUUCAAGUGAAUCCCUAAUUCGGUCUCCCAUUGGUUGGUAUAAAGUGUUGUGUAAUAUAAUAAUGUAAUUAAAGUGGAAAAGAAGUUGACUUAACAUUACAUAACAUUUGUCUGUAACCUGCAUAAGAAUUGAACUGAAUCAUGAUCUAAAAGUAGAAAACCUUUAGGCAGAGCUGCUAAAUCCAAACCCCAGAUAAGUAAUUUAAACACUGUUGUUACUACAUCAUAUUAAAUAAGGUUGAUGUAUCUCUCAAGUCUCUUUUCGUGUUAUGUGAGGACUUGGAUUGAAUCAAUGUUCAGAGACUGACUGGUGAGAGUGCUCCUAUUUUAGCUUAUCUUAGCGUUGAUGGAUACCUUCACUAAUUGAGUUAAGUGGUACAGCUAAAAAGGAGUUGUAUUCACUCCUCUGUGAGAUUGGAGUUCUUCGACUGAGAUCCUGAAGUACUUGGAUAUGGAGCCUCCGUCUGUCCAUCAUGUGGUAUUCAACACUUAAUAUGCUGUUUCCCCUUAAUCAAAUAAACAUUCUUGAUCUCGAAAAGUGAUAAACUAUUACAGACAGCUUAUUUCACAUCGCAUGAAUGAGCAUGCAAAGUAGGCUUAAGUGUCCAUACUGUAACAGAAAUUAACAGAGGUCAAUGCUGGUGUCAUUCCUAAAACAACUUAUUAUGUGUCUGGAUUGGUAAUUUACAGAAACUGGACAAUGACAAAUCUAAAUUAGAAAGAGGUCAUAGAUGAAAAAUAAUCUGCAGAAUGAUUUGUUACCAUUAAUAAUGCAAUGUUUUCUGCAAUUUAAGCUUUAUCCAUGGCACUGGACGCCAGACACGAAAUUUCCUCUAUGCUACAGAUGUUGUAGAAGCAUUACUAACCGUUUUAGAAACUGGGAAAAUUGGAGAAAUCUACAACAUUGGUACAAAUUUUGAAAUAUCCGUAACUCAACUUGCUAGGGAGCUGAUCGAAUUGGUAAGUCACAAUGAAUGCAUUACUCAGAUUAAUACAUGUUGUUCCAUUAUAGCAUUCUUAAUGAUUACUGCAAAUGUGUAGUUUAAAACCUGGAUUCUUGAAUUGAUUGACUCAUUAUCUAGUUCCAUAUAAGAAGAUUUUAUACAUUUUUAUAAAAAGAUUAAUAAGAUAUGAGCAGUUCUGAUUCUCCCAACAACUCACGUUAAAGCCUCAAUGAAUACUGAAACACUAAGUCAGUGAUUGUUCAGAGCUUUAUUAAUGUGGACUUAUCAUCUUUAUGUUAAUUAUACUGUUUGUAUGCUCCUUUUUUUUUUUUUUUUUUCAGUAGAUAUUUUUUUAAAUAUUUUAAAAUGAAGACUUUACUUACUUUUCUCUUAUUUACAAGUGUCUGUCGGUGGGAGAGUGGAAUAUUUGAUUCUCAAACCUCUAAUGAUCAAUUAUAUUUUUGUGUGGUCAGUCUACACUGUAACCCGAUAUAAAGUAAUUAAGAAAUCAGAUGUAAUAUUUCAAAUAGUUAAAUAUUAAUCUCUAUCACCACAUAUCCAGCUAGCGAAAACUGGCUUAUUUUGGUUAAACUAAACAUUCAUUCAGUUUCUGUCUUUUCUAUGAGCUCAUUUUUAGGCAUUUCCGUGUAAAUCACAGAGCUCCACAUUAAUACCUCUUGAGUUGAGUAUUUAAACUAUAAAAUGUGUACAAAUUAGUUUGUGCAAACAAAAUAGCUGAUCUAAAUUACUAUUUAAGUUACAUAACUGAUAAAAAAAAAAAUAUAUAUAUUUUAUCAGGUCAAAAUGUUCACACUUCCAAUGCAGGCCUUAAAAUGUCCUUUUCUAAUAUUUGCAAUUUUUGUAAAGUGUGCUGUAUGUUGUUGGAGACACAGGGUAACAUGAUCACUUACAUAAAGUACUGUGCAAGAAUGAUGUAUAUAAGACAUUGAGAAUAAAUGAAUUUUAACAAUUUAAUGGUUCUUGCAUAUAUUUCUUGUACACAGAUCAAAAAUACAACAUCGGAAACAGAAACAAAGGACUGGAUGGAAUAUGUAAAUGACAGGUAAUUUUAGGAUGGGGGAAAAAAAUUAUAAAGUUAUAAUGUAUUGGAAUUAGACUCUCUCUUCUUUCUCUCUUGCGGUUUAAGUAGAUCAUUGUGUAUGUGGGCUGAAAAAUCAUAUGUCUGAAACUAUCUCACCUUGUAAAUGCAGCUAUUGUAAAUACUUGCUAGGGGCAUCAUACUUUCAAUGUGAGCAUAUUGCUUGAAAAGCAUCACAAGGGCUAGAGUUGUUAAAAAAAAUUUUUUAUUUUUUUUAUUUUUAUUUUAAACCAGGGAUUCAUAUAAUGAACAAGGUAUUAAGUGACUCAUUAUUUAAUUUUAAAAUGAAAGCUCCCUCACCCAUGGUUUGUCUGUGUGCAUAUAAUAUGAUUUUAAUGGUAAUGCACAUGCAAUUAUUCCCCAUAAAGAAUAGGCAAUAGUGCAUAAAUCACCUCCAUGCAGUUUGGGGCUGUAAUCUUGGGCAAGCUGGGACAUACAAACCCUGAAUUCAGAAUUUUUAAAUGAAAGUAUAUCUUUUCUAAAAAUAGAAACCCCUGCGUAUUUAUUUAUGGUGCAUUUGAUAGUAUUAAUCCAGACAUUUUAUGACCAGUCUCUGCCAAAAUCUGAGGUAAUAUGUAUCCACACCUACAGACACAGCAUUGUAUUUUGCUGUGCUUUUUGUAAGCUUGUUCUACUGUAAUAACAUACCCCAAUGUGUGUUCUAUUGAUCCCCUGAUUUAAAAAUACCCCUUAUGUUUGCCUUUCACCAUUCUAGUAAAAUUACAAGGCCAAAUUUAGGCUAGAGCCAUUUCUGUUUUCAAGUAUCCUAAAUUACAGGCAGCAAAAUAAACUAGGUUAGAUAAAGGGUGUCAGGAUGGGAAUGUUCAGUGGGGGUUAACCCCGAAUGGAAUGCAAAAUAGUCACAAAGAUACACACAGAUUACCAACCCAAUCGAUACUAUAAAAUAGCAUUUACUUUGUCAAAAAAAAUUAUAUGUGAAAUACCUUAAUUCACAAAUAAACCAUUGUAACAGCUUUCAAUGGAGCAGAGUGUGUUUCAAAUUAGAAAGGAUGAGUUGAAAUGUGUAAAAAAAAAAAAUGAGGAAUCUGCCUAUAGACUCCGUAUUGACCCAUUAUAUCUGUACGUAUAUUGAUGUAUUAAAAUUAUUUAAUGGACUAAGGCACUAGUAAUCGCACAGAAGAGGGAGAUGUUGAAUAAAUGGUUAGUGUCCUUUUAAGAAAUCAAAAUAUAUGACCCAAGAAGGUUGUACUGAGCACUAACUAUGCAGAAGUAUAUGCAAAAGAAUACAAAAACUUACAGGAAAUGGUCAACUAACUAUACUGACAAGAUAAAGUAUGCAAAAGAAAAUAAUAAAAUAUACAGCUCAAAAAACCCCACAGCUCUCUGUAAAUAAUAAGCUACUACUGAUAACAGUAUGUACCAUAAAACUAUGUUGCAAAAUGUAACUUGUUUAAAAAGGAGGCAAUACAAACUAUAUGUAUGUGUUGACACAAAAUAGCCAAUAACCCUGCAAAUAAAGCUUUCCUAAAAAAGUCACAAAUGGUUACAAAAAUAAGCACAAUUUUCUUUAUAAUUCGUUGAGCUACAGCCCUAUCCCUUGUGCACCACCAGUUAUUUACAUAUGAACAUAGCACAGGCUUGAGGGUGCAAAUAUGGACUUUCACAAAGUGAUGAUUUCGCUUAACAUCUUCAUUUUCAUUAAAAAAAAGACAGAGGGGACCUUCAGUUAACCAUUAGAGCAAACAAAGAACAAAUAACCCUAACCCUUUGGUCAUCGAAUUAUAUAGUUAACAAUGGGCUAAAGAAAAUUUGUGUGUGAUGUGGUUGAAAACCUUUUCAUUAGGCUUUCUUAUGCCUGGCGGUCAGCGAUCAUUGGAGUUCAAGUGGUAGAGCCUGCUGCAAGAUCUCCUUGUUAUUGUUUUAUUGCAGACCUAUCAUUUAGCUUGAUUCAGUCAUUUGCACCCUUGAAUCGUUAAAACGCAUAAGUCUAUUUAUUACCAAAUCACAUUAAAGGGAGGCUUUAGGCAUCCAGACCACAUCAGCUAAAUUAAGUGAUCUGGGUGUGAUGCCCCCUUGUUUUAGCCUUGCAAGUCCCACUAGAGGAGCUUAUUCCAAAAUAGGCAAGUGAAACUCUAUUUUAAUCAGAUGGUGUCAUAGAGACCAUCUGAUUGGCACAGCGCGACUCUGGCUUCACAAUGCUUUCCUAUGGGAAAGGAUUGAAUUGGCUCAGAUUAUCAAUCCUGAUUAUCUCCGCCAAGGAGGCUAGACCGGCAGCAGAUAGAGAGAGCACUGUGGCUUAGGAUAAAAGGUUAUAUGAAAUAUGCUAGCGCUUUAUAAAUACCAGUAAUAAUAAAGGUUAUAAUAAUAUCUCUCUGUGACGCAAAAUGCUAUAACUAAAUUGCACAAAAAACAUUUUAUUUCUUAAUCUCCAGCUAUUUUGCAGAGCUUUGUUUUGAUCGAUUUAAAUUUCUUCUCUAUGUUACAACAUCCCACACAAAUGUACCUUAGGCUGCAAUAAGAGAGCGAUAGAGAGGAGGGGGCAGGGGGAAGGGGGGGAUUGUGUGAAUGGACGCGCGCGCUUGCUAACUGAAACAUUUGAAUACGAUCUUAAAUAAAAAUUUGAUAAUGGUCCAGUUGCUGUAGGACAGAACUUUUUUGUUUGUUUUUCAUUUUCUUGUGUUUACCUAUAAGAUAUAAAACUUGAGAGCAUAUUUGAUUGAUCUCGCCAAACUAUAAUUUUGUGAGAAAUAAUUAACUAUCAAUACACAGUGAACAUAAAAGAGGAGACAUUGACCGCAGAAGAAAAAAAACAAGCACAUACCAAUAUACUGGUUAGCUUAACAUUCCUAUAAGGAUUUAAAUAUUUAAUUCUGUCUUCUGCUUAGUACAACGCUAUGAAUUCAGAACUGAACUUCUACCCUAGUUCUGUUUUAUAUUAUCAUAUACUGAGUAUAAAGAAGUCGGUGGGGUUUUCCUUUUAAAAAAAAAAAAAGAGAAAAAAAAAAGUGGUCAGUGUGUCAUUUUAUUGAAUGGUUUUGUGUUUCAAUACAUUUUCAAUAUAGCUGUUAUGUUUUAGGCCAGUCAAUGAUCUCCGAUACCCAAUGAAGUCAGAAAAAAUUCAUAAUUUAGGAUGGAGACCAAAAGUUCAUUGGAAAGAUGGCAUCAGGAAAACAAGUAUGUCAGUUUACUUUCAGUAGUCCAUAGUGUCACUUUUACAAUUGUGGUGGUUUUUUUUAAAUUUAGGGGUACAAUAAUUCAGAUUUUAAAUUCAAGAGACCUGUAAUAAAGUCCAUAUUUAAAGCUGUUCAUAAAGAAUGCAGCAUUUUAAUGUUUACUUAAAUGCAAACCAUUGUCUGGAAAUCUAUUCAUCCACAGGAUUGUAAACAGGAGAAGGACAAGCACUUAGACUAAAUCUUUUUUUUUCUUCCGGUCUAAGGCAAAGGACAGGUUUUUACAGUAAGAACAAUAAGGAUGUGGAAUGUUUCUGCCCGAAGAGGUGGUUUUAUUAGAGUUUAUACAGAUAUUUAAGCAGCAAUUGGAUGAAUACUUGCAGAAAUGUAAUAUGUAUGAAUAUGCAACAUUUUAGAAAAUAAUUAACUUAGAGAUCUAUUGGUUGAUUAUAGAGAGCGCAAGAGAUAGAGAAAGAAGGAUUUCCUUAUAGAUAAAUGGAUUCACAUAUGCAAUGGUGGAAAACAAACAAGGGGAAUAACUGCAUAGGGACAAAUAGAUGGAUUGCCUGAUACCUGAAAAUAUGCCUGUGAUAGAAUAAAUAUGCUGUGAUUUAUAAUCAAAUACUAUCUUUAAACACUUGUAAUUCUGUGUUUAUAAAGAAAAUAAGCUUUACUGGUGAAGAUCAAUGUAUCUGUUGUGUUAAUUUAACAGUUGAAUGGUACAAGACUAAUUUCCAUAACUGGAAGGAUGCGAAGCGUGCAUUGGAGCCAAUUUUGUGUGAAGUUUAAGAACAAACCAUGGAUCAUAUGGACAAGCUAAAGAUCAUGUAGACAGGAAGCAGUAAGACUCCUCGUGGAAACAAAUGAAUGAAGUACUCAGACUUUUUUUUUAGUUAUGUUGGAACUGCAUCAAGAGAAAACAAGCAUUGUUUGUUGUAUUUAUGUGUUUUAUCAUUAAGGAAAUAUUUGUUCUUUACAUUUGGGGGGAGGGGAUUCUGUAAAUUAUUUUUAUUGAGAUUUAUAUGAAACGGUCAUGAUCAAUCAAAUAGCGUUAACCAUCACAAGUAUGUCAUGUAUAAUGCAUCAUUUAGAGAAAUAAAUUGUGUGAUUGCAAACCAGUUGUAUAUUCUAGAAGGAGAAUUCUGGAGAGAACAGAAAAAAAGUUUAGUCCAAGUGACAAGCUAAAUAAGUGAUUCUGUAGAACACUGGGUUGACAAUCUUCCUCAAUCCAGAUGCCAUGGUCUAAAUCUCGCAUAAUGCUGGCAAAGCAUCACUACAACAUCUGUAGUGCUGAACAUUGCCUACCCCAACUAUAUAAGAUGAUGUGCAACUGAUAUAAACUUUAUUUUAGAUCUGUUGGAAAAUUCAAACUGGAGAAUGCACACACAAAUUUUAAUCUAACUCAUCCUAGACCAUAGAACAUGAAUUUCUUUUAAUAGAAAGGUUUUCCAGGUCAGUUUAAAAUAUAUUAAUGUAUGUGAACUUUUUAAAGAGCUGAAAAGAGAACACAUGUGGUCCCGCAAUACAUUUUGAAUAGGAUGUGUUUUUUUUUGGUUUUUCUAAUUUAAGCUGUUACAAUGAGGGGAAAAAGUAUUUGAUCCCCUGCUGGUUUUGAAUGUUUGCCCACUAACAAAGAAAUGAUCAGUCUAUAAUUUUAAUGGUGGGUGUAUUUUAACACAGAGACAGAAUAACAAAAAAACAAAUUCAGAAAAACACAUGUCAAAAAAGUUAUAAAUUGAUUUGCAUGUCAAUGAGUGAAAUAAGUAUUUGAUCCCUUAUCAAUCAGCAAGAUUUCUGGCUCACGGGUGUCUUUUUAUACAGAAAGGAGCUGAGAUUAGGAGCACUCUCUUAAAUGGAGUGCUCCUAAUCUCAUCUCAUUACCUGUAUAAACGACACCUGUCCAGAGAAGCAAUCAGCCAGUCAGAUUCCAAACUCUCCAACAUAGCCAAUACCAAAGAACUGUCCAAGGAUGUCAGGGACAUGAUUGUAGACAUACACAAGGCCGGAAUGGGCUACAAGACCAUCGCCAAGCAGCUUGGUGAGAAGGUGACAACAGUUGGUGCGAUUAUUCGCGAAUGGAAAAAAAAUACAAAAACAAUUAGAAUUUACAAGACACUCUGGGUACCACAACAGCUUCAUGAUUUUUUUGUUUGUUUUUUUUGAUGCCAGGAGGUCCCUGGGUCAGUUUAUCUUAACCAUUCAAGAGCGAUGUAAAGUCUAGAAUUCAGCGCAGUUUUGGAACGAGCAGCCUCAGACCAGGGCAAUGCUAAUUGGUUGAGAGUGUCAACUGAUGCUCUAAGCCAAUCAAUAUCUCCCUGUUCAUAAAAUUGGCUUAAAAAGAAAAUAUGUAUGUUUCUCAAACCACUUUGUGGAUGGUGAACUGUUUAUUGGCUUAGAAAGUUAGCUGAAGAAUUUGAGAGAAGCGGUAGGACCUGGGGAGGCUAAAUGGCUCUGGAUUCAAGACCCUGGAGCAAGCAGUUUAACCCCUAGAAGUAGGCUGGCACCAGGGACCUUCUGGCACUAUUCCUGCAUUCCGAUAAGGUUGUUAUGGUUCUCAGUGUUCCUGUCAAUAAUCAAAAAUCACACACAUGCCUAAUUUUCAUUUUAAUGGAAUCUUAGACUAAUUUACAAGCAAAAUAAUUUUUGAAGAUACAGAAUAGAAAAAAACUUAUACAUUAUAUUUUUUCAUAAAUAUCUUUUACACAAGAUGUUGCACUUUACCUACAGGGAUUUAUGUAAAUUCAGUGUUUGUGCACACAUACUGUACAUGUUUCUGUAAAUGCCUUGUGUAUUGUAUAUAUCAUUCUCAGGGAGGAUGCUUAUAUUUAAUUUAAAAAAAAAUUGUAAUUAAAAAUUAAAUAAAAAUGUGCAAUACUAUCAAAACUGAUUUUUAUUUUUUUUUCCUCAAGUGUUACCAAUACAAUAAACAUUUGGCAUAGUCCUCUGAGUCUCUGUUUAGUCAUAUAACAAGCACAUCAUGAUUUGGUGAAUCAUUGUCAAUGUUUUUUUGUUUAAUUCUUUAUUUGUAAGUGAGCAAUAGGGUGGAAAGACAGUGAUCAUACAUAUCACAAUAUAC